Messenger RNA from Sorex araneus (European shrew), 1405 nucleotides. It is a transcript of the gene GTF3A, whose product is annotated as general transcription factor IIIA. The record is from RefSeq and is a predicted model, not a curated record. The coding region runs from base 1 to 1302 and encodes 433 amino acids. Gene Ontology annotation, cellular component: nucleus. NCBI's taxonomy places the organism in Eukaryota, Metazoa, Chordata, Mammalia, Eulipotyphla, Soricidae. The transcript is spliced from 10 exons.
AUGUACCACCUGACACUGACAGAAGAGCGCGGCGCGCCGGGUGGGGAGGGGCGGGGCCUGUGCGUUCCCCACGCAACGAACUCCGCCUCGCGGCCGCUCCCGGAAGUGUACCCCCAGGGCCACGCGCCGGGCGCGAGUCGCGGGCGUCGCUCGGCGACGCACGUGCCUCCGCACGGUGCCCCGGGCUGGCCCGCGGGCGCCCUGGAGCCGCCGGCCUGUGUCGCCGAGCAGGUAUCUUCGCUGACCAUCGCCGACGCGUUCAUCGCGGCCGGCGAGAGCCCCAGCCCGCCCCCGCCGCCCCCCGCCGCCCCCCGGAGGUUCAUCUGCUCCUUCCCGGGCUGCAGCGCGAAUUACAACAAGGCCUGGAAGCUCGAUGCGCACCUGUGCAAACACACGGGGGAGAGACCAUUUGUUUGUGACCAUGAAGGGUGUGGCAAGGCAUUUGUCAGAGACUACCACCUGAGCCGACACAGCCUGACUCACACCGGAGAAAAGCCCUUUGCGUGUGUAGCUAGUGGUUGUGAUCAAAAGUUCAACACAAAAUCAAACUUGAAGAAACAUAUUGAACGCAAACAUGAAAAUCAGCAAAAACAAUAUGUAUGCAGUUUUGAAACUUGUAAGAAGUCCUUUAAGAAACAUCAGCAGCUGAAAACGCACCAGUGCCAGCAUACCAAUGAACCACUGUUCAGGUGUGCUCAGGAAGGAUGUGGGAAACACUUCUCCUCCCCUGGCAGUUUGAAACGCCACGCGAAGGUGCACAAAGGCUAUUUAUGUCGAAAAGGAUGUUCCUUUGUAGCAAAAACAUGGACUGAGCAUUUGAAACAUGUGAGAGAAGCUCAUAAAGAGAAUAUCAUCUGCGAAGUGUGCCAGAAAACAUUUAAACGCAAAGACUAUCUUAAGCAGCAUAUGAAAACUCAUGCCCCAGAAAGAGUCACCUAUCGAUGUCCAAGAGAAGGCUGUGGGCGCACCUACACCACUGUGUUCAACCUCCAGAGCCACAUUCUCUCCUUCCAUGAGGAAAGCCACCCAUUUGUGUGUGAGCACGCUGGCUGUGGCAAGACUUUUGCCAUGAAGCAAAGUCUCACCAGACACGCAGUUGUACAUGACCCUGACAAGAAGAAAAUGAAGCUCCAAGUUAAAAAACCAUCUCGUGAGAAACGGAGUUUGGCCUCUCACCUCAGUGGCUAUAUCCCUCCUAGAAAGAAACAGGAACAAGGCUUAUCUUCGCCUACAGCCAGCAAGUCUCUGAACUGUCCUGAAGACAAGGUGCUCUCCACAGUUACAGUACUCGCCCUCAGCUAACCAUCAGGUGGCUUUGUUUAAAGAAUGAUACACCAGCCAGCUUGGUCAUAUUUUCUUCUCAGAACACAUUUGUCUUUAUUAAAAUCACUGAUGUAAAACGUCU